This is a messenger RNA of Linum trigynum, 447 nucleotides long. Lineage: Eukaryota; Viridiplantae; Streptophyta; Magnoliopsida; Malpighiales; Linaceae. The record is from the annotation of a GenBank genome assembly.
AUGGCUCGAUCUGCAAUCCGGGACUCCACCGCCUGGAAAACGAGAUUUGCCCAUUUUCUGGUUCGAUGGAGGCUGAGGAGGUUAUGGGGUUCGGCUGUCGACGCAUCAAGGGAGAUCUGGAAGCUCCUCCACUUCGGCGAAGUAUGCAGGGAUAGGUUUGGAGUUUUUCCAACUCUUCCCCAAAUCGAAGCCAGGGCCCUCCACGUUCCAGAUCCGCGACGAACAUCAUCAUCCGUCACUGCGAAGGCGUCGUUGAUGGUGAUGGGGAUGAGGUCGAGUUCCGAGCUGGCCUCCCGAUGGGUGUCGAGGAUGGAUAUAUUGAUUGGAAAGGAAUCGAAGCGAAGUGAUUGGGAAGGAAGAAGGGAUCUCGACGAGGGUAGGUGGCCGGACAGAAGAAGGCUUUGGCAGAGAGAGGAUGGUUUUUUUUUAAUUUCAUUUUUUAAGUAA